AUGUCCGGAUACCCGAAGCGUGUCAACUGCUCUUGGAAGAAGGUGCCGAUCCAAGCAAACCGGUCCUCCCUUCAGCUUCUUCUAGCUCAUGGAGCUGAAGACAACGCAAGAACCGACCCAGCUAAACUGCCCCUGUGCAUCGCUGUCGAAAAUAGAAACACCGAUGCAGUCAAGCUCCGGUUAGCCCACGGCGCUGACGCCAACGCUGAAAUGGGCUAUUUCGGGGGUGCUCUCCACGGGUCAGUUACUCUACGCCCCAUCUAUGAGAACCUGGACAUGGUCCGCUGUCUGCUGAAGUACGGGGCAGACGUGAACAAGCCUGCGGGAGAAUUCGGUGCACCGCUUACCGUUGCUGCAUUAUGUGGAUCUCCCGAGAUGAUGUGCCUCCUGCUGGAGUACGGUGCGGACGCCAACGUUGCGGCCGGCUAA
This is a messenger RNA of Aspergillus mulundensis, 429 nucleotides long. RefSeq names its product ankyrin repeat domain-containing protein. The coding region runs from base 1 to 429 and encodes 142 amino acids. Gene Ontology annotation, molecular function: protein binding. The transcript has 2 exons. The record is from RefSeq and is a predicted model, not a curated record. NCBI's taxonomy places the organism in Eukaryota, Fungi, Ascomycota, Eurotiomycetes, Eurotiales, Aspergillaceae.